AUGACGAAGGAGACUAACUUGGACGAGACGCAUAUCGAGUGCGAAGCUGAGCGGCAACGAGUGAAUGAUCUGCAACAAGCGACUAGUGCUGGUGCGCUAACAGCGGAUAUCCAGAGAUUACAACAGGAGAAUGCCGCCCAGCAGGCAGCCAUUGCAGAAGCUGAGGCCAAGGCGCACACGGCGCAAGAUGAGCUCAAAAUGACCAUAGUGCAGCUUACAAAGCGAACGCAAGUUCAACUCGCUGUGCUUAAUCGCGAGCGAGCACAGUUGCUGCGGCGAAUUGGCGCAACAAAAGUGGCUACUAUUCAAGCGGCGAGCAGCUUAUGUUUCACAAGAAUCGUGCCCCAUUUGCGCAGUCUAUUGGCGACUUAUGACCAAGGCCAAGAAGGCAAUUCGACCAACCACACCAGUGCCUGUCCUGCACUGGCCGUCACCACCCGAAGGCCAAGUACAAGCUUACGAGGUUAUUAG
This is a messenger RNA of Phytophthora sojae, 471 nucleotides long. RefSeq lists its product as hypothetical. NCBI's taxonomy places the organism in Eukaryota, Oomycota, Peronosporomycetes, Peronosporales, Peronosporaceae. Bases 1 to 471 code for a protein of 156 amino acids. The record is from RefSeq and is a predicted model, not a curated record. The transcript has a single exon.